AUGGCGGCGGCGUUCGAGCGCGCGGCGCAGGAGCUCAAGGCGGCGGGCGCGCAGGGCCGCGUGGCCGUCAACGACGCGCAGAAGCUGCAGCUGUACGCGCUGUUCAAGCAGGCGACGGCGGGCGACUGCGCUGCGGCCGUGCCCAGCGCCUUCCGCGUCGUGGAGCGCGCCAAAUGGUCGAGCUGGCACGAGCUGCGCGGCACGCAGUCGCAGGAGGCCAAGCGCCGCUACGUGCAGCUGCUCUCGCCGCUGCUGUGGUUCGCUGUGGGCUACUCGAUCGUGGUUGCGCUGCGCUCGAGGGUGAGCUACGUAGUGGUUUUUCUACUAAGACGCCGACGCCGAGCACCGGCGGAGUCGGAGCUGAAUGUGUUUCUUCGUGAGCACGGGAUUAAGGUCGUGCGGCAGCCGGAAGCGGGGAAUUCUGUUCCUCGCUUGGUGCUGAGUCUGCCGGAGGACGCUGACGCGUUCCAGUUUGGCGACUGUAAUGCCACAAUUCCAUACACAGUCGAGCAGACGGCGGAUGUGUAUUACCGCAAAUUCAAGGAGCCAUUGCCGGACCCGGCCAGUCGGCUAUUGGAUUCGAUCGAGCUACUUGAAGAGCGCCAAUUGGACGAGUAUUGCGCUGUCUUCAAGCGCCGCCUGCUACGAUUCCGGAAUGAGGCGCCAUCUUUAAUCAAGCGGUUCGCGAGCUCGGACUUCGUCGAGUACAUCGAAGACUCACUACUUGACAAGCAGAAUCGCCUGUUCUACGUGUAUGUCAAGAACGAGUCUUUUCAGUCUCUGGGCGUCCUCGAAGACUUUGCCGUGUACAAAGCACACUCGGAUAAGCCGCACUGGACCGAUCUCCACCAAUUCUGCCGUGUGCACAUCACGAGCUCGUCGCUGUCGUUUUUCCGAUCGAGGAUUGAAGCCUUCAUCUCGAACUUUUACUGCAAGAACGCCCCCGACGCCAGAAGUUACCACCUUCAGCGCAUUGCAGAGGAGUUUGGUGAUCCUGUUGAGUAA
Molecule: messenger RNA, 1005 nt
Organism: Phytophthora sojae
Lineage: Eukaryota; Oomycota; Peronosporomycetes; Peronosporales; Peronosporaceae
Exons: 9
Coding region: 1-1005 (334 amino acids)
Biological process (GO): fatty acid metabolic process
Molecular function (GO): fatty-acyl-CoA binding
Source: RefSeq, a predicted model, not a curated record